GACCACAGCAAGGUACAUUACCUCUCCUCGCACACUGUAUGGACAGAAAACAACUGUGGUCGGCGGCAGGACGAGGUAGCCAAAAAUUAUACGGAGUGUAUUUCCUAUGAACACGUGAUUCAGAGCGUCACCCAACAUCCUAAACCCUUUCAUCUAAAUUUUGGAGAAGGGCGGGGGUUGGACGGUGAAUGUAUAGAGAGACACGCUCUAACGAAGCGAAAGUGUUGGACACGAACCACGGUCGGUCAUAAUCUUGAUGUCUGCCUGUUGAAAACUGAAGAGUGUAUUUGAGAAUUUGCCAAAGAUGUGGCUUAAUAAUUUUGACGUCCUUUCCUAUCAGAAAAGGUCUUACCUGCCACAUAAUGAAAGCAGUCUAGCCUAAUGAAUAGGCUACAUAAUAAUUAGGUAACUCUGUUUUGCCAAUUUAACGUGUGUUAAGGCGCCUCGUCUGUCGAACCACAGGAACGUUGAGAGUGAGAUUGUCCCUGAAUAUCAAAAAGGCCUGCUAGCGUAAUGAAUAGUGCGCGUAAAGGGGUGGAUAGCUCAUGCCACAAAUAUGUCGCACCGACGCGCCAUAUCCUAUUUCUAUUUACAUUUUCCAGCUUUACUGACUCAAGAUUCAUCGAGGGACAAUCCAUCUGAGGUCAUAGCUAGCUAGCUUCACUGGUCCAUUAAACAAAUAAGGUAUACCAAAGACUAGGCUCUUACUCCUUGGUUGGUUAUACAGUACGUGUGCGUAAAAAUAAGGCACCAUUAUGUGGCAAUAUGGGGACAUUGACUCCAUCAUUUGCAUUGCCAGAUGAUAAUUAUUAUUUUGAUUGCCAACAACAUGUUUAAUCUUUUGAAUUCAAUUCAGGAAUACAUAGACCUUAUCAAUCACUUUAAAUCAUGCUGGGCUGGUAUUAUUUUUAAAUAUUAGGAAUCAAUGUCAUGAUAAAUUAGCCAAUUAGACGUGUUAUUUUAUCAUAUGAUAUAGCUUACUUCAGACCAGGCCUAUACCCAAAGGCCUACCGUGAACCUUCAUCGUGUCUGUAAAAAUGUACAUGGUCUUACUCCUUGGUUAUAGACUUGUGGUAAAAACAGAAGGUUCCAAUAUGUGGCAUUGGGACAUUGCGUCCAUCAUUUUAAUUGCAAGGUUAAUUAUUCAUUUUAUUGCCAACUACGCUGUUUAAACGUUUGAAUUAUUAGGCAUAAACUACACAUACAUGAUCAAAUCAAAAUCAAAUCAAAUGUAUUUAUAUAGCCCUUCGUACAUCAGCUGAUAUCUCAAAGUGCUGUACAGAAACCCAGCCUAAAACCCCAAACAGCAAGCAAUGCAGGUGUAGAAGCACAUGAUCUAUACCAUGAUACCACAACUAACGUAACUUGAUAACACACAUGAUUAAUGAUUACGUGGUCUCCUUUUUAAAUAUUAGGGACAUAAAUGUCGCCAGUCAGAUAAUUAGGCGUGUGCUUAGUUUUAUAAUCAUAUGAUAUAGCCUACUCCUUCCGUGAUUUUUCGUUGUGUCAAAAUGUACAGUCGUUCUACAGUAGGCAAUUCCGGGCAUUUGAGGUCGUGACUUGAGAGUGGAUACUGGAUAGGGUUUGUUUGCCUCCAAAUUCAAACUGCUGGCCAAUGAGCGAGCGCUUAUAGCGGAGUGACACGUGUAUAGCGCAAGCUUGUCUACACGAUUCUGGUUCCUAACUUUCGAGUAGCCAAUACUGACUACGGAUGGGCUGGAACUGAGUAAAUUGCAAAAUACAAAUUUGCUUCUUCUGGCUAGGCUACAUUAUAUCACGAGGGACACUGAAUUGAAUGGUUACUGUCUAUUCUAAAUAGUUCACUUAACGUUAUGGCUCUAUCGCAAUGUUUGGAAGAUUCACCUGUAAGGUGGCCGUCAAGAAGACAGGAAAGUGAUUUGAAUGUAAAGGAGUUAUACAACGAAAGGCACCGACUGGCGUUAGAGGAACUUAUUUCAGGUGGAGUUGAUUCGUUUUUGGGAUUUCUAAGAAAAGAGAGAAUACCGAACUUUCUCUCGGAUGACGAGAUCAGACGCAUUGGCGGUGCUGCGGUGGUUCCACGCGGUGUGUCCCUCCACGCGGAGGACGUGAUUUUUGAACAGUCGGUAAGCAGCUCCAUGGACUGCUCCUCGGUCACUUACUUCCCCGAGGUCUCGGACGUGGAGCCACCGCUGUUGGAAAUCGGCUGGCCCGCCUUUACAUCGGGCUCUUACCGAGGAGUCACUCGUGCUGUCGCCCACUUCCAACCCAGUUAUGGAGAAUGCAUCUAUAGUUGCAAGGAAGCUGCGAGAAGAAUGAUUCAAAGUGCCAAGGAGGUGAUCGCCAUAGUGACAGACUCUCUGACAGACCUGGACAUCUUUAAGGAUCUCCAGGAGGCGUGCACACAGCGCAGAGUUCCAGUCUACAUCCUGCUGGACUGGUCCUGUGUGCCGGCAUUCCUCAAAAUGUGCAACAACAUCAAUGUGCGCCUGGACGAUCUUAAGCAAAUGCGAGUGCGGACCAUAACUGGUGGUACAUACUUCAUGAGGUCAGGGGCCAAGAUUACUGGGAAGGUUCAUGAACGGUUCAUGUUGAUUGAUGGGAACAGAGUGACUACAGGCUCCUACAGGUUCAAUUGGACUGAUGGGAAACUAAACAGCAGCAACAUGAUCGAGUUGUCUGGCCAGAUCACUGAGAACUUUGAUGAGGAGUUCCGGAUUCUGUACGCUCAGUCCAUGCCUGUUAUUACCAGGGGCCCAGCCAGUGCCCGAAACAGUGGCAUCUACGACCACCUUCUCAUCAAACACCCCGUCACCUCAUCCCCUCAGCCAGGCAAGGAGAGGCCCCCAGUCAAGCCUGUCUGUCUGGAAGUAUUGGGGAAAACUGUCUGUCUGACCAGCACACCCAGCCGGGCCCAGGCUGUGGCAGUGCCACCCUCCAGAGAAAUGACUGGGAAGAGCAGCCCGGUGUCGGCCUCCUCCACCAUAGGGGAAGACUGGAUGGAGCAGCGACACAUGCAGGAGGUCCUGGCUGGAAGUGCCGCCCAGUGCCUGCCCACAGGUGACCCUGCCACUGCCACAUCAGCAGUGGAUGUGCAGGUCACACCCUCCGUCCCUACCUGCUGUCAUGUCUCCACCCAGACCAGCUGCCCUGCGGUGGACCUUGGAGUGCAGACUGAUCUGACUCAGUACACUAAGCGCCUCUCCCCCAACAAGGCUACAUUUACUCCCAUUACCAGCACCACGACUCAGACCAACAACAUUCAGAGUGAAGCUGCCGCCUCCUCAGAUUCUGUCUCUACCUCCCCCAGGCAGCACCUUGCCCCCCAUGGGGUGGACCGUCGCCCUGCAAUCCGUCACUGUACUGCACCCCCUGAUGGGAACCUGAGGGAGUGCUUCCGCAAGCUGACCAAAGAGCGUCAGUAUCACUACUCCACCAUCCGCUCCAAGCUGGAGCACAUGGUGACCAUGCUGUCCCACCGCCGUGAGCUGGUGGACCUCACCAACAUGGCCCUGGGGCCCGGGCUGCACAGAGCAUGCAAUGCCCAGAAAGAGCGGAGACAGAGGCAGGGGCAUAACCCUGGCCUGCUGAUGGACAGUGUGGGCAUGGGCACAUGGCCAAGGGCUAGAUGUUUACACUAACAGGACUUACAGGGCUGCAGGGGCUUGAAGGUGGAGGGUGUUGUAGAAACCGCUCUGUGUUUCGUAGGUAUACACUACUUGAAACAAAUGGGUUUAAAGAGCAAUAUGACAUUUGAGAAUUAGUCUUCCUUAGAGUUUAGAAUUUGAAAGUAUGUGUCACUGUGUCUGUGUUGUGAUGUAGCCUUCUUCCUAUUUUGAUUGUGAAUCUGUCCCCUUUCUUUGACCCCUGUUUGAACAUUUCUACUUUAGAAACUGACGUCAAAUGGCAGUAGACCGGUGAUGGAUAUACUGUAAUUUGCCUUGACUAUUUUUGCUACAAAAUGUAAUGUUUUUAAUUGUAGACAUUGUGCAGUAAGACACUAUCUAUAUAUGGUUUUGAUGAUUUAAAAAAAUAUAUUGUCCAAAGAUUUAUUUGAGAAAUACUCUAAUUGCAAUUCAGAAAUUGAUAUUUGAUGAACAUUUUAACAUUUUAUUAUACAGCAUUCUAACAUUCAGUUUAACUUGUUAGGUUCCAAUUUUGUGUAAAUAACUCACGGACACUAGAGAAGCUUAACCAAGUUUAAUUCUUCCCAAAGAGUCAUUACAGCUAUAAUUCAGACCGAAACUCUUUUCACACAAACACGGAUAUUUAACCCUUUCUCCUAGGCUGAGUCUCCUUUGCACCUGAACAGCCAAUGCAUCUCUGUUGUUAGACAGAACUUUAGUGAUAUCUGUUCUUCCUCACUUCAUCUAACCUGACCUCUACCCCAAAGUGCUCACUCCUCCCCAACUCCAUGGCUGUCAUGGUUAUUGAUACCAGAUGGUGUCUCUUCUCCACCCAGAGGAUCCCUGAUGGCUAAAAAUAACAUAUCCUGACAUAAUUAUACAUCACCCUCUUUCCCUCCGUGACAUUGUUAGGUUCUAAGCUCUCCACCCGUCUCCCCUACACAUUCCCAAAGCCAUCUAACUCCUACAGAUAACCAUUCACUUCUGAUGUAAAAACCAGUCUCUAUCAUCUCUCAGAUACCAUACUUCUGAUCUAUCAUGUCUCUAGUAUAGCAAUGUUAAAAGUUUACCCAGAAUCGAACAAACUAAAUCUGAGUACUGAGAAAGCAGUUAUGAUAUAAAUGUAUGUACUUUAUUGCUGACACUUAAAAUUAAAGGAGUAUUUUACAUA
Oncorhynchus kisutch (coho salmon) is the source of this 4776-nucleotide messenger RNA. RefSeq names its product family with sequence similarity 83 member D (gene sack1d). Gene Ontology annotation, cellular component: mitotic spindle pole; cytosol. Gene Ontology annotation, biological process: regulation of ERK1 and ERK2 cascade; regulation of TOR signaling; signal transduction. Gene Ontology annotation, molecular function: protein kinase binding. Bases 1833 to 3620 code for a protein of 595 amino acids. The transcript is spliced from 4 exons. The record is from RefSeq and is a predicted model, not a curated record. Lineage: Eukaryota; Metazoa; Chordata; Actinopteri; Salmoniformes; Salmonidae.